This is a messenger RNA of Rhagoletis zephyria (snowberry fruit fly), 2469 nucleotides long. Its product is annotated as N-acetylgalactosaminyltransferase 6-like. Gene Ontology annotation, molecular function: polypeptide N-acetylgalactosaminyltransferase activity. The record is from RefSeq and is a predicted model, not a curated record. Lineage: Eukaryota; Metazoa; Arthropoda; Insecta; Diptera; Tephritidae. Gene Ontology annotation, biological process: protein O-linked glycosylation. Gene Ontology annotation, cellular component: Golgi apparatus.
AUGAAAGAUUUGCAUACAAACAUUAAAGAAAAGUUGAAAACCGGUCUUGGCCGCGUUGAGUAUUAUGCAGUGACUACAGAUGGUUGGACGUCAGCCGCGAAUGAGGGUUACCUGACGGUAACAUGUCAUUUCAUGACGGACAAUCUCAAAUUGCGUACAACAGUUUUGUCCACUAAAAAACUGCUCGUGGAAUCUAACCACUCUGCUGAAAAAAACGCAACACCAUUACGCGCAAUUUUUGAGGAAUGGCAAAUUGUGUGCACUCUAUGUACAUCAAAAGCUCCGCUGCCAUUGACUGCGGAUGAAAAUGAAAUCCUAACUGAUAUGAGAGAAAUCCUUGAACCUUUUGAGAAUGCCAUUGUACUUGCAUCAUCAAGCACUAAUGUUACAAUUUCAUUGCCUAUACCUAUUGUUUAUGGAAUUCUUCAAAGCCUUGAAGAGUGUAAAAGCAAAUUAAAAACCGUUGAAGCAUUUGACGCCUGUGUCUUUAUUAUUGAACGGCUAAAGAAAAUGAUGUUUGUUUACGAAGAACGUUCGGUCACAAGGUUGGGAACAUUGCUUGAUCCGUGGUUCAAGAAGGAAGGAUUUCGCUCAAUUAACAACGCGGAGCUGGCACAAAAAGCCUUAGAAAAUGAACUUGCAUCUUUACAUCCUGCAACCAAUAUUCCAGACGUCGCUGAACCGCCAACAUCAGGAACUUCUUCGCGGCUACAAUCCAGCCUCUUCAAAUUUUUAGAAAUGAUCCCAAUACAACGUGCUAUUAAUGAAGAAGAAGCCCAAGAAAUAAAAAAAUACUCAUUUUGGCAGAAAAAUGAGCAGAUAUUGCAGAGUUCUAGAGCUCAAUUCAAGGACUGGCACGAUGUGGACGCCAUGGAAAGAGAAGCAACUCGCACAGGAACUGGCGAGCGCGGUGAACCGGCAUACAUUAAUGAUCCAUCGAAGCUGCAGCUGAAACAACAAAUGACCAAAAAAAACGGGUUUAAUGCGUUGUUAUCAGAUGUGAUUUCUGUUAAUCGUUCAGUGCCGGAUAUACGUUUCCGUGGAUGCCGAAUGAUGAAAUAUUUUGCCGAUUUGCCAACUGUUAGCAUAAUAAUACCCUUCUACAACGAACACUUCAGCGCUUUGUUACGAUCUUUGCAUAGUGUUGCCAAUCGUACGCCACCUGAGUUGAUAAAAGAAAUAAUACUCGUUGAUGAUUUUAGCGAUCGAGUCGAGUUAAAGACACAGCUCGACGAAUAUGUUAAAAAGUAUUUUCCGAAAGUAGAUAUUAUACGAUUACCAAAGCGAAAGGGACUGAUCUUGGCGCGUCUGGCUGGCGCAAUUAAGGCUGUCGGGGACGUUUUGGUUUUCAUGGAUUCACACAUAGAGGCCAACUAUAAUUGGCUGCCUCCACUGCUGCAUCUAAUUGCGCAAGAUAAGCGAACAGUUGUAUGCCCCAUGAUCGAUGUGAUUAACGACGAAACCUUCGCGUAUACUGCUCAAGAUGAAGGUGCACGUGGCGCAUUCGAUUGGACACUCGAUUACAAGCGGCUUCCUAUGUUGGAACGGGAUUUGAAAGAUCCCACAAAACCUUUCGAGAAUCCUAUCAUGGCGGGUGGUUUGUUCUCUAUAUCACGAGAAUGGUUUUGGGAGUUGGGAGGAUACGAUGAUGGUUUAGAUAUAUGGGGUGGAGAGCAGUACGAUUUAAGUUUUAAGAUCUGGAUGUGUGGCGGAAGACUACUGGAUGUGCCAUGCUCACGUGUCGGGCAUAUUUUUCGAAAUGAUAAAUGGCCUGGUGUACCAAAUAAUCGUAAAGGCGACUACUUACAUAAGAACUAUAAACGCAUUGUUGAGGUCUGGAUGGACGACUACAAAAAGUAUGUCUAUCAGCAUGCACCAGGUUUGUACGAAAAAAUCAAAGAAGGCGAUUUAACAGAGCAAAAAGCAGUGCGGCAGAAUUUAAAUUGUAAAUCAUUUAAGUGGUUUAUGGAGAAUGUUGCUUUUGAUUUGGUGAAACAUUAUCCCCCGAGAGGCACUGCCGAUUUUGCAUUUGGUCAAGUGCGUAGUGUGGGAGCACCGGAUCUUUGUCUGGACACAUUAGGCCCACCGGACUACGGGCCGAUCGGAAUUAAGCAGUGUGAGGAGGACGCGUUGUUUCCCAGCCGCAAUCAGGACUGGUCCCUAAGUGAAAAUCAUGAUUUGCGCAUGCGUGGUGAAGACUACUGCUUGCAGACAACACAGAGAAAGGGAAACUCAAUGGUGUUGAUCUAUGAUUGCCACAUUGGUGAUACCGACCAGUUGUGGUAUUAUAACCGUAAAAUGCAGUGGCUGGUUUACGGGAAAAACAGGAAUUUUUGCUUAGAAGCUCGGCCUGAUUUCCAUCAAGUUGUUGUUGAUAGGUGUGUCCUUAACAAUCCAUUAAUGAAAUGGGCUUUUGUUUACGUAAAUGAAACUUUGCUCAAUAAGUAUUUUGACACUCUUCCCAAAUAG